GAGCACGGCCUGACCGCAAAGAGAGAUGCGCCUAACAGUCAAGAGCAGCGGCUCAACACGUCAGCAUCACUGCAAGACGACAGGAGCCCGGCCGCUCCGGACAGUCAGGAGUUAACACCCCGACAUUUCAAACGCGAGCGGCUCUUCUCUGCGGAAUUUGGGCGGGAGCCUCGACAACCAAUAGAGAGGCUCCGGCGAACCUUCUGUGCAAAGCCGCUGACGCGAUUGGUUGUCUUUCGACACGCGCCUCACAGAAUGCCGAAGUCCAAAGAGAUCGUUACCAGCAGCUCUGGAAGCAGCAGCAGUUCAGACAGUGAAGAAAACGAGAAGGUGCAGGAGGAGGAAGAGGAGGAGAGGAAGAGGAAGGCGCCGGCGGCUCAGCCGCCGGCUGUGAAGAAGAGGAAGAGCGGGGAGAGCAGCUCGCGGUCGAACCCUGCCCCCCCGAGACAAGGGAAGGAGGAGGACAUGUUCCAGAUCGGUAAGCUGAGAUACGUGCGGGUGUCCAGGUUCAGGGCGAAAGUCCUGAUUGAUCUCCGGGAGUUCUACUCGGAUAACGAAGGGAACACCAAGCCAGGGAGGAAAGGCAUCGCGUUGAACCUGGAGCAGUGGACCCAACUCAAAACGCUGGUCCCCGAGAUCGACGCUGCCAUAUUCAAAUAUUAAAGCAAUGUGUUUGUUUUGCGUUUUAAUUUUUUUUUUUUUUUUGUUAAGCUCCCACACGAGCAGGUUUUUUUUUUUUUUUGUUUCCUCUCCAGGUGUUACAUACCCUCCACGAUCACUGAUGCGUGCAAAGCAAGUCCUUUAUGAACCCUUCUGUAAAUAGGGAAGUGUGAUGCUCAGGUUCUCUGUGUUACUCAAAUAAAGAAGUGAAACCCC
Molecule: messenger RNA, 876 nt
Organism: Acipenser ruthenus (sterlet)
Lineage: Eukaryota; Metazoa; Chordata; Actinopteri; Acipenseriformes; Acipenseridae
Product: activated RNA polymerase II transcriptional coactivator p15-like
Exons: 5
Coding region: 256-663 (135 amino acids)
Biological process (GO): positive regulation of transcription initiation by RNA polymerase II
Cellular component (GO): nucleus; transcription regulator complex
Molecular function (GO): DNA binding; transcription coactivator activity
Source: RefSeq, a predicted model, not a curated record